Molecule: messenger RNA, 1053 nt
Organism: Orussus abietinus
Lineage: Eukaryota; Metazoa; Arthropoda; Insecta; Hymenoptera; Orussidae
Gene: SelR
Product: methionine-R-sulfoxide reductase B1
Exons: 3
Coding region: 190-636 (148 amino acids)
Biological process (GO): response to oxidative stress; protein repair
Cellular component (GO): cytoplasm
Molecular function (GO): peptide-methionine (R)-S-oxide reductase activity
Source: RefSeq, a predicted model, not a curated record
CUUUUUGGUCCGAGGUAUAAAGGCGUCGCUACUGUCGUUCCUUCGUCCAUUCAUUCUGAUUCAGUCGGCCGCCAACCUUGCAGCGGGUAGGUUGUCCGAGUUGGACCGCAGGCUACCUAUCUCCCCACCGUGGCGCUCUCUCUGUUGCGGUCGCUUGUAAGACGUGUACCGUCGAGUUUGUGGGCGACGAUGACGACCGACAUCAACAAGGAGGAACUUCGGAAGCGACUGACCCCUUUACAGUGGCACGUGACACAGGAGAAGGGCACCGAGAGACCAUUCUCCGGCUGUUACAAUAAGUUCUACGAAAAGGGCACGUAUACCUGCCUUGUUUGCAACCAGGAAUUAUUUUCCUCGGAGACGAAAUACGACAGCGGUUGUGGUUGGCCCGCGUUCAAUGAAGUUUUGGACCAAGGCCGAGUCAAGCUCACCAAAGACACUUCCAAUGUCGGCGGAAACCUACUACUGCUCAUCGCGAAUCCAGAUAUGGUACGGACCGAGGUGACCUGCUCCCAGUGCGGAGCCCACCUUGGACACGUCUUCAACGACGGACCCAAGCCCACCAGGAAGCGGUUCUGCAUCAACUCGGCGUCCAUCGCCUUCCAUCCGGCCGGGGAAGAGAAGCCGCAGUGUUGAGGAGCCCUGGACGAUCCAUCCGGGAUUUAUGGACGAUCCAUGGAUCCUUUAUGGACCCUUUAUGGACGAUUUAUGACGCCGCUAAUCCGAGGACCCAGAAGCCUUGAAGAACCUCCAAGUAUUCCACGGGUCCCUUCGACUCCGCCCUGAGAAAGAAACAAGUCUUAAUCGAGCCAAAGGAACGUCUCCUUUAAUUAUACCAAAGAGACAUGUCUCUUGUUAACGCAUUCGCAUCGGGCUAUUGUUUAAACGCUGAUCAAUUAAGGGCGAGAAUUUUCCCUUCCCGAGGGUGAAUGCGUUAAGGUGAAGUGAAACACCCUUCAAAUCGAUUCGAAUACAACACUUUUUUUGUAAGGGUAUUAGACCAAACUGUCCGAAACUUUGACUCAGGACAGACCAGAAACAAAAUGGCGUCGA